Messenger RNA from Drechmeria coniospora, 1323 nucleotides. RefSeq lists its product as uncharacterized. Lineage: Eukaryota; Fungi; Ascomycota; Sordariomycetes; Hypocreales; Ophiocordycipitaceae. The coding region runs from base 1 to 1323 and encodes 440 amino acids. Gene Ontology annotation, molecular function: S-adenosylmethionine-dependent methyltransferase activity. The record is from RefSeq and is a predicted model, not a curated record. The transcript is spliced from 4 exons.
AUGAAGGCCUCCUUGCGCACCGCUGCAUGGUGGUUCUUCGCCCUCCUUUCCACCCUAGGCUGGGCAAGCAAGGUGGCCGAGGCCAACGCGCACGAUGCUCCUCAGCCCUUUGCGUCCGUCACCGAGGUGCAUCAAAUUCUCGUGAGCAUGCAGCUCGCCCAGAACCAGUCCACCGGCCAGAGGCACGAGGAGGAGAGGACCCGGCUGCUCAAGUCCUUCGACAGGAGGAGUGGCAAAUGGACAACCAACCAUCCGCGGCAUCGCCUGCUCGACGCCCUCCACGGCUUUCUCAGAUAUCGUACAAGGCAGGCCGGAGAGCUGACGAGGCUCCGCAAUCUCUACAAGGGCGUCUCCAAGUCCCAACGGGCCCUGCUGGAACAUCACCUGUCGUACUCGUCCAACUUCGACAAGGUCGAGCGGAAGCUCCAUCGCAACCAGGCGCUAUGCGACGCCAUUGUCGAUAGCGCACUGCUCUUCUACGGCCUGGACUUUUCCGACCUUGCCUCCCACGCCCGUGAGAGGGAAGCGGCUGGCCACUUGGCCGAAAGGACGGCCGUCUCCCAGGCGCUGAAGCACAUUGUUCGUGACUGGACGGCCGAGGGCGAACAUGAGAGGAACGUUACCUUUUCAUGCAUGCUCCGAAGCCUCAAUCAGCUUUUCCCAACACGACAGGCGCUCGCGCCCGUCAAAAUCCUGCUUCCCGGCGCCGGCUUAGGAAGGCUUGGCCACGAGAUCCACCGCCUUGGAGGCUUCGAGGUGACCAUGAACGAGUGGUCCAUGUAUAUGAAUGUCGUCUACAGGUAUCUCGAGGAGCAUGGGCGCAUGCACGAGAACACCUUCUCCCCCUUUGUCGACGGCUGGUCUCACCACGCCGCGAAUGAGGACAUGUUUCGGGAACUUCACUUCCCGGACACCAACGUCGACCCCAAGUCCGUGCUGAUGGUCGAGGGGGACUUUAUCACCGCAUUUUCUGCUCAGGAAGGGCACUACGACGUCGUCCUCACCUACUUCUUCAUCGACACGGCCCGCAACCUCAUGAGCUAUUUUGACACCAUCAAGAAGGUGCUGAGACGUGGAGGCUAUUGGAUCAACCUCGGGCCCCUGCUCUACGGAACCGGUCCUUUCGUGCAGCUGUCGCUUGAGGAAAUCAUCAAGGUCACCGAGGCAAUGGGAUUCGAAUAUCAGGAGACGGAUGAGACUUGCGGCCCCUUAACCUUUGAGAACGCAACCGUCAGGAGCAUGGAGGCCAUCUAUGGCUUUGAUAAAAAGGCCCUCACCAAGAGUUCAUACAACGCUCAGUUUUGGGUUGCCAAGCGGCUAUAG